Caenorhabditis remanei is the source of this 1350-nucleotide messenger RNA. RefSeq lists its product as uncharacterized. Gene Ontology annotation, biological process: mitotic cell cycle; microtubule cytoskeleton organization. The record is from RefSeq and is a predicted model, not a curated record. Bases 1 to 1350 code for a protein of 449 amino acids. Gene Ontology annotation, molecular function: GTP binding; structural constituent of cytoskeleton. NCBI's taxonomy places the organism in Eukaryota, Metazoa, Nematoda, Chromadorea, Rhabditida, Rhabditidae. The transcript is spliced from 3 exons. Gene Ontology annotation, cellular component: microtubule; cytoplasm.
AUGCGUGAGGUCAUCUCUAUCCACGUCGGACAAGCCGGAGUCCAAAUCGGAAAUGCUUGCUGGGAGCUUUACUGCCUCGAGCACGGAAUCCAGCCCGAUGGAACCAUGCCAUCCGACCAGCAAGCCGAUGGAGAGUCCUUCACCACUUUCUUCUCGGAUACUGGAAACGGAAGAUAUGUUCCACGCUCGAUCUUCGUCGAUCUCGAGCCAACUGUUGUUGACGAGAUUCGCACGGGAACCUACAAGCAGCUUUUCCACCCAGAGCAGAUGAUCACCGGAAAGGAAGACGCCGCCAACAAUUAUGCUCGUGGUCACUACACCGUCGGAAAGGAAUUGAUCGACACCGUUCUCGACAGAAUCCGCCGUCUUGCUGAUAACUGCAGCGGACUCCAAGGAUUCUUCGUUUUCCAUUCAUUCGGAGGAGGAACUGGAUCCGGAUUCACCUCUCUUCUCAUGGAGCGUCUUUCUGUCGACUACGGAAAGAAAUCCAAGUUGGAGUUCUCCAUCUACCCAGCUCCACAAGUUUCGACCGCUGUUGUUGAGCCAUACAACUCUAUUCUUACCACCCAUACCACCCUUGAGCACUCCGACUGUGCCUUCAUGGUUGACAACGAAGCCAUCUACGAUAUCUGCCGUAGAAACCUCAGCGUUGAUCGUCCAAGCUACACCAACUUGAACCGUAUCAUCUCCCAAGUUGUCUCUUCGAUCACUGCCUCUCUUCGUUUCGAUGGAGCUCUCAAUGUUGAUCUCAACGAGUUCCAAACCAACUUGGUCCCAUACCCAAGAAUCCACUUCCCAUUGGCCGCCUACACUCCACUCAUUUCCGCUGAUAAGGCUUAUCAUGAGGCUCUUUCCGUCAAUGACAUCACCAACAGCUGCUUCGAGCCAGCCAACCAAAUGGUAAAGUGUGAUCCACGCCACGGAAAGUACAUGGCUGUCUGCCUCUUGUACAGAGGAGACGUCGUUCCAAAGGACGUUAACACCGCCAUCGCCGCCAUCAAGACCAAGAGAACCAUCCAAUUCGUUGACUGGUGCCCAACCGGAUUCAAGGUUGGAAUCAACUACCAGCCACCAACUGUGGUUCCAGGAGGAGAUCUCGCCAAGGUCCCACGUGCCGUGUGCAUGCUCUCCAACACCACCGCCAUCGCUGAGGCCUGGUCCCGUUUGGACUACAAAUUCGAUCUCAUGUACGCAAAGCGUGCCUUCGUCCACUGGUACGUCGGAGAAGGAAUGGAAGAGGGAGAGUUCACCGAGGCUCGUGAAGACUUGGCUGCCCUCGAGAAGGACUACGAAGAGGUCGGAGCCGACUCCAACGAGGGAGGAAACGAGGAGGAGGGAGAAGAGUAUUAA